AACAUGACGUCACGGCAGGUACGAUGGUCGAGGCUGACCGGAAAAGAGUCUCGUGGUUUUCCUCCGUCACGGGACCCGCGGGUUUCUGUCCCGCGCACGUGAGACGGCGUUCGCUUCCCUUUGACUUUUCAGUGUGAACAGGUGAGACCGGACCAGGUGACCUGCAGCCCCCGGAGCCGCCGUCGGUGUUUUCGCAUUUCAAGCGGACACGUAAUCGGUGUCCGGUCACCUGAUCCCACCUGAUCCCACCCGAGCUCACCUGAGAGGAAAGCGGUAGAAGAAGAGGAAGGGGGUGAUUUUGAGAAGCUCCUCGCAGGAAAAAUGAGAAGCUGCUCCGUGAAAUGCGUCUUCCUCCUGGCGGGAACCUUCUGCUUCAUCCUGUGCACCGUUUUAUACGGACAACGCAGCGACGUCGCGCCCGGCAGCGAGCAGGCAGCAGGUGGCAGCGUCGACGCGCCGGCUGACGACCAGGUGGACUGGAGGAUCAUCUCAGCUGCUCCACGAGAAGAAGAAGAAGAAAGCAUAGAAGCUCCGUGUUCUCUAAGGAAAGCAGUGAGGCACGACCCUCUGCUCAGGAGGAGGUUCAGGUUCUCGGUGCCGGUCUUUCAGUGGUUGGGGAGUUUCUCCAAACCCGCCUGGGAGCAGUUGAGGAACCAGGCGCCUCCUUACGGCUGGAAGGGACUUCCUGUCAACGUCGUCAAAUCCGCCCUCGACCUCCUCAACAGCUCUCGCCUCUUUGACCGCGGCUCGCCCGGCAGGUGUGUUCGCUGCGCCGUGGUUGGAAACGGAGGCAUCCUCCGGGGAUCCCGGCAGGGAAAGAACAUCGACAGCCACGACUUUGUCUUCAGGGGGGACCGGGGUCGUGACUGCGAUCGGAAGGGUCGGAGAACAGGAACCUUUUUAUUUAGGGACGGGGUUGUCUGGUCGCAGAUGAACGGAGCCGUGAUCGGGGGUUUUGAAGAAGACGUGGGGACGAAGGUUUCCUUCUACGGUUUCACCACAAACACCAUGAAGAACGCCCUCAGCUCGUACCGAACAGACGGCUUCACCAAAAUCCCCCAGAGCCCGGACAUAAAGUACAUCUUCAUCCCGUCAGACCUCAGAGACUAUGUGAUGCUGGCAGCUGCUGUUCGGGGCCUGACUGUCGGCUCGGGCAGAGACAAGGGGGACAGGCCCUGGAAGUAUUUUGGCCACAAGCCGGCGGAGAGCUUCAGGAUUCUCCACCCGGAUUUCCUUUCCUACGUGACCCACAGUUUCCUCCGGUCUCCUCUGCUGACCGACGUCCGGACGUAUCACCUGUACAUGCCGAGCACCGGCGCUCUGAUGCUGCUGACCGCCCUGCACACCUGUGACCAGGUCUCAGCCUACGGCUUCAUCACCAGGAACUACGCCGCCUUCUCCGACCAUUACUACGACUCCGUGAGGAGGCCUCUGAGGUUCUUCGCCAACCACGACCUUCGCAUGGAGAGCCGGCUGUGGGAGACGCUGCACCUGCAGAGGGUCAUCAGGCUGUACCAGAGGAGGGCGGGCAGCUGACGGAGGAGGCGGAGAUGAGCCAUUCUCAGGACUGCAGAGGGGAAGGAGCUGCGGGUUUGGUUUUUCUUAUUUCUUAUGUUCUCUUUAACCUCUUCAGCCUUACCGACAUUUCAACUUUUCAGUGGAUCCUUAAAAAACUCACGUCGAGAAAACAAGAACCUCAUUUUGAUUGUUUCCAGACAUCCCACAUUUUCCUGACUGAAUGUGUCCAAUGUUUAUUUCAGUCUGAUGUGAAGUUGUAAAAAGCAGGAUCCUGUGUUUGAUUAUUUCUACCUUUGAAUAUUUUACUGAAUAUAAGCAACGAAAGGCUUAAAUAAUUUUUUUUUUUUUUUUUUUCUCUUUUCACUUUAAGGCUACUUAGAACUUCAAUUGUUCAACUGAGUAAAAAGCAAUUUUUUUUUUUUUUUUUUAAAUAAGCUAUCACAAGUCAAAAUGUGCUUUAACCAAAUGGCUGAAAAGACCAUUAACGGGGUGGAAAGGUCUUUGAGUUUAUGGUCUCCUCUAUCCUCCUGAGCUCCAGGAGACAGAUACUGUACUCUGCAAAUUUAAGUUUGUACAAUAUCCUGAAUUAUGUUUAAAAUUUAUGUUAAGCUCACUUUUUGUGCCACCGUGUGUCUGCUAUGUUAAAUUCAACUGAAAUUAUUUUAAAGGUAAAUAUGGUCUUUGUUUUAAACUGAAUAACGCUACGUUUUGUUGUAUAAAAUU
This is a messenger RNA of Xiphias gladius (swordfish), 2241 nucleotides long. RefSeq names its product ST6 (alpha-N-acetyl-neuraminyl-2,3-beta-galactosyl-1,3)-N-acetylgalactosaminide alpha-2,6-sialyltransferase 2 (gene st6galnac2). The record is from RefSeq and is a predicted model, not a curated record. Gene Ontology annotation, molecular function: sialyltransferase activity. NCBI's taxonomy places the organism in Eukaryota, Metazoa, Chordata, Actinopteri, Istiophoriformes, Xiphiidae. Bases 322 to 1536 code for a protein of 404 amino acids. The transcript is spliced from 10 exons.